Macrobrachium nipponense is the source of this 2309-nucleotide messenger RNA. Its product is annotated as E3 ubiquitin-protein ligase RNF168-like. The transcript has 5 exons. Lineage: Eukaryota; Metazoa; Arthropoda; Malacostraca; Decapoda; Palaemonidae. Bases 1019 to 2059 code for a protein of 346 amino acids. The record is from RefSeq and is a predicted model, not a curated record.
CGCCAUCUUUUAAUGCUUAGGCGGAAUCUUACAACCCCACGGAAUGCGGGGUAUGUCAAGAGGUCUUCGACGACGAAAACGAGAAGUCCGCGCAACCUGCCGUGUUCCCACCACCUCUGCAGCAUGUGCAUCGGCUCUCUCAUCCGCAGGAAUGACAAGAAAUGCCCCUUCUGCCGAAAGCCCUUCGUCGCUCUCUCCCCGGGAGACCUCAUGAAGAACAACGGGCUGCUGGAGUGCAUGCAUUACCUGGCACAUAUGACGAGAGAUUCCAGCACCUUGAAAGGGAAAGACCAGAAUUCCUACCGAAGCAAGUUAGAUGAACUAAAAAUCAGAUGUGUUAAAAUCGAAUGAGAAACUCCUGGAAAAACUCUGGAAAAGCUGGAAAGGCGGUCGGAGAAAGUGGUAUACGAUGCCAAUAGGCUCAAAGCAGCGAUAGCGAGAGAAGAUUCGCAUAUCAACGAAAAGGUCGUUGAGAAGAUUUAUGACAUAGUUGCUAGCAACGCCAAGAGCAUCGACGAGCUGGAAACGACUGAGAAUUCAGUGAAAUAUCAACUAAACGAUCUGUUCUGCGAAAAGAACGGCAUUGAAUCGUUCAACGAGGAACUGCAAGAAACUAAGACCUUUACGGAAGUUGCUCGGUUGAUGGAUGAGGCUGCAGAGAUGGGUUCUAGGGUAGACGACUGGACCAGACAAGUCAAGGAAAACCUGCAAGAAGAAGAAGCUGUCAUACUAAAGAAAGAGAAGGAAGUGAAGGUUCUCGAGGAGAAAAUGAAGGUCAUGAAGGAAAUAUUAAACAGUAAUGAGGACACCACUUCAAAUUUUUUCCCUAUCUGAAUAUAUAGAAGAAUUUUCCAACAUCAAAUGCAUUGUAAGGGAGGGACCCUGAGCUUCGGUAGGACUAAGCAGAACCAGUCAGUCAGUCACCUGGUCUCGGAAAGCGGUCGCCUAGAGAUCUCUUGAGAGACUCCCAGGAAGAAGAUUCACUGACCGACUCUCCGGGCUUCUCGAUUCAGAGAAGAUGGACUCUACCAAUCCGACCGAGUGUGGCAUGUGUAACGCGGGUUUCAACGACGACUCAAGAUGCCCACGAAGCUUGCCCUGUUCCCACAACCUGUGCACCGAAUGCAUCGAGUACCUCAUUACCAAAGACAACAGGCACUGCCCCUUCUGUGGCCACGAAUUCAAAUCGACUUCCUCCGCGGACUUCAUGAUCAACCGAGCGCUACUGGAAUGCAUCAGCUCUCUGCCUGUCCUGAGAAGGCAGUACACUAGACAGGCGAGCAAGAAGAGCACAGUCUACCAGCAGAGGAUAGCGGACUUCAAGAAGGACGUCUGCACCGCCAACGAAUUGAUCUCGUCCGACCUCAAGGAACUGGAGAAGGACGUGGAGAGGAUCAUGAGAGUGGAAGAGGAGUUCCAGGAGGGUUACAACAGACAGAAAUCUGAGUUUUGUCAUCGAGUUCUCGAUCAGAUCAAAGAGUAUCAGGCCAACAUGGACGGCCAUUUCGAGUCGUCCAGGACGUGUUCCCUUAGGCUGCAGAAGCUGCGACAGGAGCUGAAGAAGAGGGAGGAAAAGCUGGCGGCUGCCAAGAGGACGCUCGAUUCGACCAGCUCCCUGGAGGAAAUGGCUUCCUUGAUGGACAAAACCGAAGAGGUGAACACGGCGGCCAGCGGUUGGGUUGAGAGUGUCAGGGAGGAUCUCCUGGAGAAGGAGACGCAGAUACAGGAGAGAAAGAAGGCGCUGAAAGCUUCGGAAAAGAUGCAGAUCAGCCUGACGAAGGCCCUGACCUCCAAGCCUAAGGAAGAUAUCCUUCAUCCUGUUCCCAUCACAGGUGCUUCUGCUAGUAAAAUGGAUCUAUCGAGCCAAGUCACGGUUUGUAUAUGUAUUUUAUAUUCUCAAUCCCAAUUUAGUUAUUUUUUCUGUAUUUCCACCAGAUUUAUCAUAUUUGUAAGAGUUAUGUAUGGUAAAGUUUAUUUUACUAUUAUCUCCUUAAGGUUUAUUAUAUCUGUAAGAGUUAUAGCAAUGAGAGGUAUUCCUUAUGAAAAUCUGUCAGAUUGAUUUUUCUUAUUUUUAUGGAGUAUUUUAAAACACUAGUUUGGUAAACCUGCUUAUCUAUACACCUGUGUGUCAGGUACAGUAAUUAUUUUCUUAAAAAUAAUUACUGUCUACAACUAAGUAUAGAAGCUCUUUUAGAAGCUAAUAUGUGCUUGCGUGAGAUCCAUGAAUAUCUGUUACUGAGCGACAAAUCAUUUGGGAUCAAUAGUUAAAUUUGUGACUGUUAUACUUUGUUAUUAUAUACAGCAUGAGC